This is a messenger RNA of Apiotrichum porosum, 1974 nucleotides long. RefSeq lists its product as uncharacterized. Gene Ontology annotation, biological process: carbohydrate catabolic process. The transcript is spliced from 3 exons. Gene Ontology annotation, molecular function: calcium ion binding; alpha-amylase activity; starch binding. Lineage: Eukaryota; Fungi; Basidiomycota; Tremellomycetes; Trichosporonales; Trichosporonaceae. The record is from RefSeq and is a predicted model, not a curated record. Bases 1 to 1974 code for a protein of 657 amino acids.
AUGCUUACCUCGCUCCCGCUGCUGGCAGCAGCAGCAGCAGCGGCCAUCCAGGGCGUCAACGCAGCCGACGCAGAUUCGUGGCGCAGCCGUUCCAUCUACCAGAUCGUCACAGACCGUUUCGCUCCACCGUCAUCGGACGCGCCAGCCCUCACCAGCGGCCUCGUGUCACCUUACACCUGUGCCGCUGGGGCUGGUACAUACUGCGGCGGCAACUGGCGGUCCAUUAUCGACAAACUCGACUAUAUCGAAGGCAUGGGCUUUGACGCCAUCUGGAUUUCACCCAUUAGUCUCAACAUUGACUAUGCGACUCACUGGGGCUGGGGAUACCACGGCUAUUGGGUCAUCGACCAAACCAAGCUCAAUGCGCACUUCGGUGACGGUGACGACCUCGCUGCUUUGGUGACUGCCCUUCACGAUCGCGACAUGUUGCUCAUGGUCGACAUUGUUGUUAACGAUGUCGCCGCGACCAGUACUUCGACGUACACUAGCACGUCUGCCCUGCAGAGUGGCGGGUACCUCUUCACAGAGGAAGAGUAUUAUCACCCCCUCUGUUGGGUGGACGAGAACAACCAGACCUCUGCCGAGGACUGCUGGAUGGGCGACAGCAACGUCCCCUUGAUGGAUGUCAACACGGAGAACAGCUACGUGAUCUCAACAUACGAGACCUGGAUUUCAGAACUCGUGUCCAACUACAGCAUCGAUGGACUGCGUCUCGACGCAGCUAGGAAUGUCCGUGCCGCAUUCUGGCCCGGGUUCUGCUCAGCUGCCGGCGUCUUCUGCAUCGGUGAAGUCUUUUCGGGCUCGACCAGCUCUGUUGCCGAAUAUCAAACUGGCGGCUACCUCGACGCGACCCUCAACUAUCCUUGGUACUACGCCUUGACCAACGCUUUCAGUCCGACAAAGUCCAUGUCGUCCCUCAUCAGCUACGUCUCCCAAAUUACCUCUGAAUUUUCAAACACGGCGGUCCUGGGCAACUUCCUGGAGAACCAGGACAACACUCGUUUCCGCAACGUCACCACCGAUGCCCAGCAGGCAUAUAACGCCCUGGUUGGCCAGUUCCUGUUUGACGGUAUCCCCAUCGUAUACUAUGGCCAGGAGCAAGAGAUCUCCUUUGGGUCCACAGACCCUUACAACCGCAACGCACUUUGGGAGGUGGGAUACGGCACUACCACGACGUCCAAGUACAUGACCACCCUCAACAAGAUUCGCAGCGCACUCGUCAGCAGCUCAUGUGCCCAACUCAACUGCAGCAGCUCGUACCUGGACGACAAGUCUACUGUCAUUUCUAGCACUAGCAACGACGUGGCCAUCCGCAAGGGUCCUAUUAUCAUCUCCCUUACCAACCGCGGUGCUAGCGCCAGCUCGGCCACCUUCUCCAUCACGGGUACGACCUGGUCGGGUGGUGUCGCCAUUGUCGACCUCCUCUCGUGCUCCACCGGCACAACCAACUCGGACGGCUCGAUCAGCGUGACGUACUCGUCCGCUGCUGGAUAUGGUCGGCCGUACGUAUUUGCCCUAGCGGCCGAUGCUGCGUCGCUCGGUCUUUGCUCCACGAGUACGACCGCGUCGUCAACGACCGUGCAAUCGACCAGCACCAGCACGUCAGCCAAGACGACCACGACUGCCACUUCAGCCUCUACAACAUCAGCAGCCGCUGCGAGCUGCACCGCUGUAGCAGUCACUUUCAACGAGGUUGUGACCACCACGUACGGCGAGACCAUCAAGAUUUCGGGAAACGCCACGGCUCUCGGCAGCUGGGACACGAGCAAGGCCAUCACGCUGUCGGCGGCAAACUACACGUCCAGUGACCAUCUGUGGCACGUGACGGUGAACCUCACACCGGGUUCCACUGUGUUGUACAAGUUUAUCAAUGAGGCGGUUGACGGCACCAUCAGCUGGGAAAGCGACCCCAACCGCUCGUUCACAGUGACCAGCGGAUGUACCGCCGAAACAGUCGGCGACACCUGGCGUUAG